AGACAGGCAGGGAGUCAAACCGUCGGUAGGACAGCUUUCGUGUUUUUUUUCUAGCAUACAAUGGGCCUUACUUCCAGUUAGGACUUCUUUUGUGCAUUUGGGAGAUAUUUCCUAUAAUGUUGCCGAGUGAUAUCCGUCUACCUUGUGCACUGCAGUGGUGCGCAGCUUCGCCUGGAGAAACACCUGUGCGCCUCUCAUCUCCACUGGCCACAGUCAUGAAUGUUGAGUAGAGAACAGAUAACCCCAAGGCGCAGUGUCUGUCUGCAUUUGUCUGGGAGGACGAGAGAGGGAGCAGCACAAAUACCGCACAGCCAGACAUCAUGCAAAGAGAAACCAUCCCUCGUUGCCUAGUGCUGAAAUGUUAGGGCUGGAGACUGAGAGUGUCAGAUCAAAUCAGCAGACUGUUUACAUCGGUGGGGGCAAUAAGAGCUGCUUGACACUAGACUCGCUAACACCCUGUGUGUGGUUCAAGGCCCCUUUCAGUCACGAUCAGGGAAAGACGUGUUAACUGGUCUUUCAUCAGCACUUCCUCCACACACACACACCCCCACCCCUCCCCAUCAGAUUCAGCAAUCUAGAAACGAGCCUAGAUGGAGUGGUCACUAGAAAGCGUGAGGGAGAUGGUGGCUGGAGGGAUGCAGUCUAUAAGGGAGUGUGAGAUCUGUGCUUUUGCCAUAGCCAUGUGUGUGCUGCUGCUGUUUAUGUGGUAUUGUUACAGGGUGGGCCGAGAACACGGCUCCAGCCCUUUGCGUGGGAGGUAUCUGACCGGGCCAAGCCGGAUUGGAGGGGUGGUGGGAGGCUUCAUGAGUUCAGACUGCCGUGGCAGGGGUAAAGGAAAGCAUGGGUCAAUGUUAGAGGAGCAGAACGGCUUCACUUUCUGCCAGUCCUCCGAAUGCUUCCGCUGCACCAGCGCUGGAGAGAGUCUGAACCAGAGGCUCUAUCACAGCUUGCAGGAUUACGCCAAACGCUACACCUGGUCAGGUAUGGGCAGGGUGCAUAAAGGAGUCCGUGACCAGGGUCGAUACCUUAACAGCAGACCCACCAUCCAGCGGCCGGAGGUGUUCUUCCUCCCCGACCUACCGUCAGCCCCUUUUUUCUCCAGAGAAGUGCAGAGACACGAUGUGGAGCUGCUGGAACAGAGCUUCCCCGCCCUUCUGGCUGAGUUUGAGAGCAUCUACCACCAACCCCCCGCCCGCAGCGGCUCUUCCCUCCCACCCGGGUGGAAAGCCAACAGCACUCCCCGUGGGCAGUGGUGGACCUACUACCUGGUCAACCAAGGAACCCCCCUGGUUCUUAAUGUAAGAAGGUGUCCUCGGGCGUGGAGGGUGCUGGGCCAGCUGCGCACCUUCAUCGCCAACAACGUGUUUGGAAACGCCUGCUUCUCCGUGCUGACUCCCGGGGCUCUGAUCACCGAGCAUUACGGUCCAACAAAUGUCAGGCUGCGCUGCCACCUGGGUCUUAGAGUGCCCCCUUCCUGCGAGCUUGUAGUUGGAGGAGAGCCACAGUGCUGGUCUGAGGGCAGCUGUCUGCUUUUUGACGACUCCUUCCUCCACAGGGCCUUCCACGAGGGUGGCGCAGAGGACGGCCCCAGGGUGGUCUUCAUGGUGGACCUCUGGCACCCCAAUGUGGCCGCUGCUGAAAGACAAGCCUUGGACUACAUUUUUACCCCAGGCCGCUUAGAGGAGAAAGAGGGGAAAUAGGUGUGAGAGAUGUCCAAGCAAGAAACAGAUGGCGUUUAGGAAAGUGUUUGUAGGAUUGGGGAGCAACUCUUUUUUUUUUCUGCCUCCAGACCAGCUCUCACAUUCACUGUGUACAUAUUCUCCGUCUCAUAUCUCUCUUUAUUAGCAGCUGACCAAACAUUGGGCCUCUUUUAUCAACACAGUCACACUCAGAAGUACUUAUUGUGCCAUUUUUAAAAACUGAGUAGGUGCACAAUUGUUCAUGCAGACAUCUAUUAAUAUAUAUUAAUACCAUGGCAGGGAAAGCUUAUUUCUUGCACUUAUUUUAUCUAGAGUCAUUGAAUGUUUGAUGGAGGUGCAUUUACAUAAAUAUAUGACCAGACACUAAAAAUAACCAUCAAAUAUAUGUUGUAGCUUAAAAAACAACACAUCUUAUUAUGUAGUUCUCUUUUUCUCUGUAAUUUUGGGCCAAAUUUGGAGUGAAUAUUGUUAAACUGCAAUGUACAACUCAUAUCUCUUAUUUAUUUUGGUUCAAACUCAAUCAGCUGAUAGAGAGCAGGGCAAAGUACAGACAUGGUAAAUUACUCUCAGCGAGUCAGAUAAUAAUAUAUAUCUAGCUGUUAAUGUUUCACAGCGUAUGUAGGUCUUUUCAUAGCAGAGUGACAUACUCUAUUAAGUGUUUAUGAAAUAAAAUCAUUUAUCGGCCCCAAAACUCCUCCCAGGCAUUAGAAGAGACACAACACGUUUGUGUAAAGCAUUGGUGGCAUAUGACUAAUUCUUUUUACACUAAGUAGAACACCAACAUUUCCACAAGGGCUAAGAAAUUUAAUCAUUCAACAUUUUUCAUUACUCAACAUAUCCAGUCACAUUUACAAUUCAAUUUUUGAUUCAAACUAAAGAGAUGAUUGUUUUAGUCUGUGUGUUUGCACAUUUUUUCAUUACCACCUUUACAAGAACACACACUUUCAAAUAUAGGACAAACUUUAGAUUGUUUGAGUUUUGAAUGAAUGACUGGAGGCUGUGAAUGGUGACACAUUGUUACUGACUGUAAUACUCGUCAUCAUUUUACAUAAAGCUGACGGUUACAGGACUUAUUAUAUUAUAGGACUACUGUUCAAAAGCUUCUAAUAAACACACCAGGCAAGAUAACACUAAUAUGUAUUGCACUUUAUCGUCAUUAUGACUAAAUGAUUAAAUCAGCAAAUGCAGAAAAAAACUUACAGGAUGCACGAUCAGGACUUGACAUGACAUCCUGACUCAACUUGAAACUAUAAACUGAUAUCUAAACUAAUGCACUACUGUCAGUGCUUCAACAGUGUCAUAAAGUGUUACCAAGAAAUGUUCUCAUGCUUAUAAUUUAUCAAGCGAUCACAUAACUUAUUCAUCUAUAUAUGCUUUGAUAACAGAGGUCCAAUGUCAACCGUGACAUGAAUGUUUAAUGCCUCUGUCAUGACUCCUGCUGGUGUGGUAGUUUAUUGUGCUCCCGUUUGAAAAUCAAUCCUGCUUUCACAAGACAAGGUUAGAUAAGCACAUUUUUAGCUCAAAUUGUGUGAGUCUGCCUGUGCUGUAACAAUGGAGACAAAGCGUUUUUGGUAAUUUACUAAACUCUUGUAAUUUGGAUGUAUUUGAUAUCAGGUUUGUAUUUCUGUAAAUAGAGUUGAGAUAAAAAAAAACACACAAAAAAAUGAACUGUUUUGAAAUGAUUGUCUUCAAUGCUAUAACUAUUGUGUUGUCUUGAUUUACAGGUACAGUGAUUGCAUUUCAUUCUCCGGUCCAACCAUGAAAACAAUUUGAUAGAUUCAAUUUGUAGAUUCUGUAAAAUGUUUAUGAAGUACUAUCUCUGUUGUUUUGUGAUGGAUUUUUUUUCUUUUUUCUUUUUGCAACGCCAUAUGGUUACAAACUCUGUUAUUAAAGCCACAAUCCUUAAUUCUACAGCAGCAUUUCAUGGGUGCACACAGUUUAAAAGGGUGCAAAUUGUUGCAAGUGAAAAGUAAUCUUAAGCAGCUUUACCGGUCCAUCGCAAUUCAAGAUACCCAUCGGUUCAAUUUGAAUGUUUACAAAAGUAUGAUCAUGACACUCACAUUGAGCUGUCCAUAAUUAGGUGUCAAAUCAAGAGUGCUGUUAAUCCACUUCAGAGUAUGAGAACUGUCAUUCCAAAAGCAUUUGCUUUACAGUCUAUGAUGGGGCAACCAUUUUGUUUACACUUGGAUUAAGGAUUUGUCCUUAAACACAUUCUUGUGUGGAUUUUGAACAGUAUUUCUGUACAUUUAAUAAAU
Messenger RNA from Scomber japonicus (chub mackerel), 3955 nucleotides. It is a transcript of the gene asphd2, whose product is annotated as aspartate beta-hydroxylase domain containing 2. The record is from RefSeq and is a predicted model, not a curated record. Bases 591 to 1700 code for a protein of 369 amino acids. The transcript has 4 exons. Lineage: Eukaryota; Metazoa; Chordata; Actinopteri; Scombriformes; Scombridae.